AAAAAGUUCACGAGAAAAUGAGCAUGGCAAACACGGACAAGAGUCACAAGAUAAGCUUACAGAUAUAUUGUAAAUUUCUCUUUAUAAUAAUUUGCUUCCACAGCUCCUCACCGUCUCAGUUAACUGUAUCGAUUUCACAGAGCUCUGGUAAUGAUAGCAAAUGCUUUUCUAGAUAUCCUUUUGUAUCAUGUAAAACCUUAAAGUAUGUCCUACAUCAUAUUUUGACAUCAAACAGAAGCUCUGUUGAUAUACAUUUCGUUAAAGAUCCGAUUUAUUACUUGCAAUCUCAUCAUGUAAUACACGCAUAUAAUCGUUCAUUGACUCUCCGAUUUUAUUCUAAAUUACCCAUCUCACAGGGCAUAGUUAAACUAAUAUGCUCAACAAAAGCUCGAAGAAUCUUUGAGGUGAAAGGAAAGAACCUGAUAAUGGAAUUUCACAAUAUAUCUUUUUCACAAUGUGGUAAAGGAAAUGAUAAUUUCCUUCCAGCUCUUUCUGCAAGGAAUACACUUAAAGUGUCUUUUUAUUCCUGUUUAUUUGAACACAAUAGUUGUGGCGCAUUAUUUUUACUCAACUCAGACCUUUAUAUAGAGUAUUCAAAUUUCUUGAAUAAUUCUGCAGACACACUAUAUGACAAAAAGUUAGUCGAUCCAAACACAAGAGCAUUUGGUGGCGGAAUAGGUAUCUUAUUUUAUAAAGAAACGCGAAAUACAUUUGUGACAAUUGUGCACAGUCGUUUCAUUGAAAAUCGUGUUUUCGUCGAUGAAAGUCCAUAUUAUGCUGCAUUUAAAAAUCUCAACUCGACUGUUGAUGGUGGGGCUAUACAUGUCACCUUUGAAAGGUCUAAAUUUUCGACAGUGAUUAAUAUUGAUCACUGUUAUUUUCAGCAAAAUAAUGCAACGUUUGGGGGUGCUGUUCUUGUAGAACUGUAUAAGCAAUCAUUCCACAAAAGCAUGACUCUUUAUUCAUCGCAAUUUUUACAUAACUAUGGCAGCCAAGAAGGUGGAUCUUUGUUGAUUUUCGAUGGAUUAAAUCUGGCGAGAUAAACCUAACCGUGGUAGACUCCUUGUUCAAAGAAAAUUCUGCCAAAAGUGGAAGUGCAAUCACUUUUUAAGCACCUCUCGUUAUCUAUCUCCACCAGGAAGUAAAAACUUACUUUUAUUCAAAAAUCUAAAGUUUAUUGGAAACGUCGGACCUGUUGCUUCUGCGGUAAAAAUGGCAGCUCUUAAUUUUGGUCCCCAAUCAAGUAUGCAAGUUCCUAUUUUUGAAGACUGUCUGUUCGCUCACAACAUUAAUAAUGUUUUGAAUGGCUAUGCAACAAUGCCUGCAUUUGUCAUUGAGAGAAUCCAACUAAAAUUUAGAGGCAAAAAUAUAUUUAUUGGAAACAAAUCGUAUGGUGCAAUGUACAUAAGUAAUUCUAUAGUUGAAGUGCAUGGAAAACUUUAUUUCCAGGACAAUAUAGGUGUAAAAGGUGGUGCAGUACAAAUGUUUUAUUCUCAGAUCGUUGUACAUCCGGGAGCUGAUGUUCUCUUUCAAAACAACUACGCGACAUUCAGUGGUGGAGCGAUUAACGUUAAAACAAGUCCCGUCAAUCGUGUUGGUGAUGUCAACAAUAAAUUCUGCUUUCUUACUUAUGCAGAGAAAAAACAAUCUGUCCUGUGGAAUGCAACAAUUCGUUUUAUAAACAACACAGCCAUAACGCUAGGCUCUGCUAUCUUCGUUGAUUCGUUGAUAUCAUGUGCUGGAGAUCCCUAUUCAAAAACAAUUGACUUCAGUAAAGCUUUAAGAUGGAAACUGGUAUUUUAUUACGAAGGGAAUGUAUUGGAAAGCAUUGAGCAAUGUAGAGAAGAAGAAUGUUCAUUAACCCCAUAUCAACGUCCACUGCUAGUUUACAUGGUUAAAACCGUCUUCUGUUAUCACCACUAUUGGAAAAAUGUUCCACCACUAAAGUUUAAGUAUAAAUUGAACUGCAAAGUUAAAAUUCCAGAAAACGCAUCUGCAGAUGUGUAUUAUUUGGACGCUCUAACCAAUGGACGAGAAUUCAUAAAGUUUACUCUCUUUCCUCAGAAAUGUCGACCAGGUUUUGUUCAAAAAGAUGGCUUGUGUGUUUGUGAUAAAUCAUUUUCAGCAGUUUUAGGAUGUACAUCGAAUGGUCACUACGUACAAUACAAAGAGGGUUAUUGGGCAGGCAUUAUUGACGGUCGUUUGAUAAUUUUACCCUGUCCGUUUGGAUAUUGUUCAUGCCACAAGUUAGAAAAUGAAAGUACUAAAAUCAGUGGUUGUUUCUUCAAUGUUGUUAACAAAACAAGCAAUGAUGUAUGUGCCAAUUAUCGUACAGGUAUUCUGUGUGGCAAGUGUCAGAAAAACUACAGUGUUGGAAUUAAGACUUUUGUCUGCGUUCCCCGAAAUUCGACAAUCUUGUGUACUGUCACCACUAUCUUAUCCUUUGUUUUUACUUUCUUGGCUUGCAUUCUCAUAUUGUACUUUAAUCCUGGCUUAGAUAACGAGAUUCGUGGUCCAUUGUUCUUUUUUCAAGUUUUGCCGUUAUUUUUUUCUCCUGUUCAGUAUACAGCGAAGCAUACAUUUGGUGUUUAUAAUUUGGUUCAUUUUUUGGCUUCCAUUUUUGGUUUCACAUUACCAUUUUUUGGUUAUUUCUUUUCUCAUUGCUAUAUACUAGAUAAUUUGGAUAACUUGGACAUGUUAUUGGCAAGUUUCACAUCACCUUUGAUCGCCUUUACAGUGUUUGUUGUUUUCAUGCUGCUCACUAAACAACGAAUAAUUUUUAUUCGAAGAAAAAAUGCUGUGCAGAGUUUUUGGGUUUUAUUGUUGCUAAUGUAUUCAAGUCUUAUGACGACAUCUUUAAACAUUAUCAACUGUCUAAAUGUUGCAGGAAGCAGUCGUCUUUUCUUGCAAGGUUCUGUGAAAUGCUUUGAAGAAAGGCAUCUUCCUCUGUUCGUAAUAGCGUGUAUUCUACUGUUUUUUGGAAUUCUUAUUCCAAUAGUGAUUUUUGAUUUAACAAAGAAGAACCGACUCAAGAUAGCUCCUCAUUAUUUGGACACAUUGACGAAUAACUUGAAAAAGGAAUCUACAUUUUGGUGGUCAGUGGAUCUUUUACGGCGCCUUCUCGUUGUUGCUGUCGGAAAUCUUAUUCAGAAAUGGAAAAUAAAGCAGGUUGUCCUCAUAAUUGUUUCAACGUUCAUUCUCGCUGUUCAUUGCUGUUGGCAACCGUACGAAGAAACACGAGCUAACGUUUUAGAAAUAAUCUAUUUAUUUAUGUUAUGUGCCAUUGGUACAUUUCAGUUGGUAGAUAUUGAAGAGAACGACAGAGAUAAAGGGAACAUGGUUUUAGUUUCUAUGAUGAUUUUGUUGACACUCCUUUUGCUUUCCGUUAAAUUCUUUGCAUUCGUCAGGAAAAGAACAAUUUUGUCAUUUCAAUUAGAAGAUAAAAAGUAUGAACCUUUGGAAGAUGACAAAGGCUUUGUGUCAUCAGCAGAAAGAGCCGAACAAUCUCUGCAGGAAAGACGAAAUAAACUGGAACAUUUAUUUUCUCGGUCUGAGUCAUCAGACUAGGAAAUAGACGUCUGUACUUUAUAAUGCUAAGAAGGAACACGCUUUUUCUCUGAUGCUUAUAAAACAAACUUAUGCAGUUGAAAAUUAAAGUGUAGAGUCCGUAUUAAAUCAAAAAAUUUAUUCA
Messenger RNA from Xenia sp. Carnegie-2017, 3691 nucleotides. RefSeq lists its product as uncharacterized. The record is from RefSeq and is a predicted model, not a curated record. Bases 1213 to 3567 code for a protein of 784 amino acids. Lineage: Eukaryota; Metazoa; Cnidaria; Anthozoa; Malacalcyonacea; Xeniidae. The transcript has 5 exons.